CAUCACGUGACGACGGGCGCUCUCGCCCCGCCCCGUCACACGACGCGCGGCCGAGGCGCCGGCGCCGUUGCGUCCCUUCCGCCUCCGCCCCGUGACCCCUCCCCCGGGCGCCAUGUCGGUGUUCCACGAUGAGGUGGAGAUCGAGGACUUCGAGUAUGAUGAGGAAACAGAGACCUACAGCUACCCCUGCCCGUGCGGGGACCGCUUCCUCAUCACGCGGGAGGACCUGGAGAACGGCGAGGACGUGGCCACCUGCCCCAGCUGCUCCCUGAUCGUGCGCGUCAUUUACGACCAGGAACAGUUCAUGCGUGAUGAAGUUGUUGCAGAACCUUUGACAAACAAGGAAUUGAUUAAAUGCUGAUGAAUGCCUCGUGAACUGUUGCUGCUUUAGAAUAAGAAAGUGUGGGAAUGGUGACUUCAGAAAGAGAUGUGGUUCUCCUCCUGGAAGUGUUUGCUGCUGUGAGACACAAGUGCAAUAACUGGCUGUUUUCAUAAUUUGGAUGAGAAUUUGCUGGGAUAUCAACACAUGAAUGGGUUUUGUUCAAAUGGGUUAUACCAUUAAAAAUACACAAGUUGCCAUAUGUAUUCCAGAAGACUCAAGGAGUGUGAUCAGAACUGACAGCAAGUCAAUAUACAGAAGAAGUGUAUGGAAAAUUACAACAUUUAUCUAGCAGUGGCUUAGUCUGUGGAGAAGAGCAGGAAAUGUGUGGGCAUGUACCUCUGUGAAAUGGCUCAGAGAGCUGAAAUGUUGAGGGUUAGAAGUCUGUACAGCUUGAUGCCAUAAAGAAUUACAGCUUUGAUACCAUGCAGUAUCCCCUAGGCUGUGUGCUUGUGUACUUCCAGCCCAUACUGAAUAUGGGGGAAAACAAGAGAUGCAGAACCAGUGCUGCUGGUAAAUAGGUUUUACUACUGUGAGCACAAAGAAGCUGCAGUUGUAAUUCUGUCUGCAGGGGCAACACCUGAGUUGGGGCAGAUUUGUUUCUUAAACUGCAAUAGCUAUGAAGCAGCUUUGGUAGCUGUUAUCAAAUGACUCUCUGACAUAACAGUGAUACACUAUUCUGAGGGGAGUCAAACUUCUUUUACCCCAGCAAAGCUAGUAAUGUACAAAUGGUCUUGAACUUGAAGUGAAUUGUAAUUUACCCAUAGUUUCUCAACAACUUUGAUUUGACUAUGCAGCAAAUAUAAAAUGGGUGGCAGUUCUUUGUGCCAUGUGUAGUAGUAAUUCUGCUGAAUUUCUCAGUCUUCCUUUGGUAGGUUCUUGUCACUUCCUGCAUAGGAAAUGCACACAUUUCAAUAAAUAAAAAGGAACUUUUUAUCUUAGAAAAGAGUUGAAAGAACAUACUUCAAAGUAUAUUGAUUCCAAAACUACUUACUUUAUUACAAGUCAUUGCAUAUAAAUAUUCAUUUAAAAUUAUGGUCAUUCAUGUGUUUUAAUAGGGUUUGACAUCUAUUAAGUUAAAAUACUUGUGCAGCAUUUAAAUAGUUAUUUUGCUCCAGGCACUAAAAAUAAGCAAGUCUUACUGAAUUCUUGCAUUUAACUGUUUUUGUUCUUACAGCAUUCUGUGAAUGUUGAAGAUGAGCAUUGUAAUUAUUAAAAAAGAAAAAAAACCACAGAAAACAGAAAAAACAAUACCCUUCAGUUAGAGGUUUUGAAUGCAAGAUGCACAACCCGAAGUGUUUUCGUUUCAACACCAGCAGGUGGCACACACACUCCUGCAAUGUCCGUGCUUCAAAAAAGAAAAAAAAAGCUGUGGUACUUGGGAUAACUGUGUCUUAUCAGCUAUUUAUUUUGACUAUUUAAAUAAAGAGAUCUAAAACUGU
Messenger RNA from Columba livia (rock pigeon), 1821 nucleotides. It is a transcript of the gene DPH3, whose product is annotated as diphthamide biosynthesis 3. The coding region runs from base 113 to 361 and encodes 82 amino acids. The record is from RefSeq and is a predicted model, not a curated record. The transcript has 3 exons. Lineage: Eukaryota; Metazoa; Chordata; Aves; Columbiformes; Columbidae.